GCAGACAUAAUCACACAAUCUGAAUAUGCUGUACUCUACUUAAUCACAUGCAUGUCCUGAGAACGAGAGAGAUUCAGUCCUUAAUCGACGCACUCACCACUCGCUCGCCGGUUCGAGCGAAUUCUCCUGUUCGAGCAGCUUCUCCGCAACGGAGCAAUUUGUGUGUCUCCACUUCUCCGGUAGCUUGCAGAGGUUCUUAUCAUCGCACCAACGACUGCAGAACUAGACUUUGCUUGGCUGCAGAACCCGACUUAACAAUCCUACAUCUUCUUAUCAUCCUCUACAUCACUCGGCUAGCCCGGAUGUUACCCCUGGCUUACAGGGUCAAUAAACGAAGGGUAAAUUCUGGUCUCCUGAUUGUCUAGGUGGUGUGUUCCUGAAGACGCAAGUCACAGCUUUCCUUCCGCUCCCUCACUCGACAUUACAAAAAGUGGGCCGACCCACAGAUUUCUAUAUUGGGGGAACGAACUGUUCGUGACUGUGGGGUCCUCUGUAGUCUAGCCAAAGCUCCCAGAUAACACGAUUAUGCAACGGAGAGGCCCUCAAUUCU
This is a messenger RNA of Aspergillus saccharolyticus JOP 1030-1, 550 nucleotides long. RefSeq lists its product as uncharacterized. The transcript has 3 exons. The record is from RefSeq and is a predicted model, not a curated record. NCBI's taxonomy places the organism in Eukaryota, Fungi, Ascomycota, Eurotiomycetes, Eurotiales, Aspergillaceae. The coding region runs from base 48 to 365 and encodes 105 amino acids.